AUUUUAGCAGCUGUUUUCACGUACAGUAUUGCCGAUCACACGCUGUGCGCAGUCUCGUAGAAGAGAAAUAUAGUUUAAAUUCUUAAAUACUACCGCUGUUUCUUGUUAAGAUACUAUUCGUUUUUCCAAUGUCCCAAAUUUAUGAUGAAGCGGAUUCCGCAUAUGCAACCGCAUGCAGCGACGUUACUAUUUGUUCAAAUAAUAAAGGUUUCUUCAAGCAGUUGUCGGAUGAAAUCAUGAGUAUAGCGGACACAGAUGGCUGGAUCAAUACUUUCGAAAAACUGGAUGAUACGCGGAAAGUCUCUGCUGUCAUGGAGAAUUCUAUGAUAACGGACACUUUAGAAGAAGUAUUUUCACGUAUUACGCCACUCUUCCGUGGUAAGGAUGCACGAGUAUCUUAUGAGAAACGUUUAGCUGCCCAAGCCGCCCUAAAGGAUGGUGAUUUGACUAAAUCAUUAGCACUAGCUAGUCAAGCUGUUCUACGAGCGCCGAUGACAGGUGUCGAAGAAGUUAUAGACGGAGGUGUAUCGCUAGCACUUGCUCUUUGGGUCCGAUCAGAUAUACUUCUUAAGUUAAAUAAAUAUAAAGCUGCACUCGUCGACUUAAAACUUGCUUUAAAAGAACGUCUUCCUGCAAAAAUUAAAGCGCAGUACUAUUGGCGCAUGGGACAUUGUUAUAGAGGUGCUGAGGAACCUUCAAGAGCUAAAGUGUCAUAUGAAUUAGCGAGAAGAUUACUAAGCAAUGAUGAAAACUCUAUAAAACAACUCAAUUCAGACAUAAAUUCGUUGGAAUGUUCAGUGCAAACUAAAUUAAACCCAGAAAAAAAAGCAAUAUUGUUAACGGGAGGAGCAAAAUUAAAUGUUCCGACGCUAUCUAACUUAGUGAAAGUUAUCGAAGAAGAGCGUAAGGGUCGCUAUGUAAUAGCAAACAAGGCGGUCCAAACAGGUGAUGUUCUUUUGAUCGAUAAACCAUAUGCGGCAUGUUUGAUAUCCGAUUAUUAUGGCUCGCACUGUCUCCAUUGCUUCAAAAGACUGGAGAGCUGCGUGGAUGAAGCGCCAAUUUGGUGUACUAAUUGCUCUGGCGUGGCUUUUUGUUCAGUCGAAUGUCGCGAUAAAGCAGUUUCAUCAUACCAUUUACAUGAGUGCAAAUUCAUCGAUCUUUUUGUGGGAUCAGGUAUGUCUGUAUUGAGUCAUAUCGCGUUACGGAUGGUUACUCAAGCGGGUCUCGAAACGAGUUUAUCAAUACACUCAAGUUAUAUUAGUAAUCAGUUAAAAGUUAUUGAAGGCACGGUUCUUAAUGACAUCGAAGGUAAUGAGAAAAGGUCAAAAAUGAAAAGCAGGAAAGAAAGGCUCAACAGAUCAAAGAAAUACUUAAAGAGUUUUGAAGAUAAAAACAACAACAAUUGCGAGGAAGUUGUGAAGAAUAAUGAAGACAAUACAAGUUAUCACGAUCAUCUUGAAAUGACAGCUGCCCAAAUUUACUCAUUAUGUACUCAUUCCCAACUGAGAAAGGGGUCAGAUUACCUCAAAAGAAUUGUUAUGUCAAUGUUCCUUACAGAAUGUUUGAAAAAAGGAGGCUUUUUUAAUAAGUUAAAUAAAGAAGAUUCAGCUAAAGCUCAAAUAUCGAUAUGUGAACUUAUAGUUCGCAAUCUACAGCUUCUUCAGUUCAACGCACAUGAAAUAUAUGAAACUGUGAGAGGGAAGCAUUUAUUUACCGGAUCAAAACCUGUAUACAUUGCAGUAGGAAUAUACCCAACGGGUGCCUUAUUCAAUCAUGAGUGCUAUCCGGCCGUGGCCAGAUACUUUGAUGGCCGUAACAUAAUCCUUCGUGCGAUCCGACCCUUGUCACCUGGUGAAACGGUUUCAGAAAACUAUGGGCCACACUUUCUUAUUCGAAACCUGAGGGAAAGACAACGAGCUCUGGCUUGUCGAUAUUGGUUCAAAUGCGAAUGUAUCGCUUGUAGGGAAGAAUGGCCCCUUCUCAAGCAAAUGCGGGAUGAUUUACCUCCAUAUUUACGAUGCUCUAGUCCCAGUUGCUCCGGGAAGUUCCAAGCAAGUCUAAAAUGUCUACCGAACAAGUGUUCAAAGUGUUCGUCGCCAAUUGAUGAAAAUUUAGUAAAGAAUAAUUUACUUAUAAUUGACAAAUGUUCCGCUGACUAUCAAGAGGGAGCAAAGUUAAUGGAAAAAGAAUGCAUUUUAGAAGCCACUUCGACCUUGUGUGCCGCUGUGGACUCCUUGCACGAAAUUGGACGACCACCACAUCGUGAAACCCAUCUUGCGCAGGAAUCUCUACGCACUCUCUUUGCCGCAAUGGGCAAUACAUACCGUGUUCAAAUCAAUGAUUAAGAAGAUCAGUAGAUUUCCAUACCUAUUUAAAACAGCAAAAACAAUAGGACAAAUCCUAUCACCACUCCUCGACAACACUCCUCUUACGGUCGUCCCCAAUAUUCACUCUAUUUCCGGAUGUAUUACUUGAGAUAAAAAUCUUAACUUUAGUUGACUUCUCUGUCCCAAUAAACUUAUGGACGGUAACUCACCUUAUCCGUACAGGCUGUCUGUCAAUGGGACGACGUAUAGCUAACCAGUGAUAGAAGUUUGUACGGAAAUUGCAAUUCACGCGUCCCAAUAUAAGGCGAUAAGAAUGACUUGUCGGGUAUAUUGGGACAGCUUCAGAUUAUUGACAGUAGAAGGUAGUAAUUUAUCUCGAUCUGUCUUUGUCUAUUGGGUAUCGAAAUAACGAGCCAUUGACAAGUCCCCGGCCAACUGGAAGGAAAACUCAAAUAGAUUUAUAAAAUUUGGAGGUUCUUCAAAACAGAAAGGCAGUACUUCAAGUCAGCCCACAACUAUUGUUCAUAAUAGCACAAGUGCAGCCACUUAUGGAGUAUCGCUCCCAUCUCUGUUCUGUUACACUUAAGACAGUGGGCCAUACUUAAAGUUGCUGGACUGGCCAUUUGUAAUACAAUUAUUUAAAAAGCAUUACAAUAUUUGAAAAUAGAUUACCCCGAGAGUAGGUAAUUUCAGUUUGUUCAUUUGUUUUUAAGUUGUGAUAUCGUUUUGAAAAUUGUGUGGUGGCAAUUCAAUGAAUUUUAUUCAAGAGUAUAUUCACGCAGUUUGCUAGAGAUUUCAACUAGCAUUUCGUAAUGAAGCUACAUUUUGUAGCUCUGUGAAUUCAUUGAAUCCAGACAUCGACGGGAUCAUUUCUGUGACAAUUUUCGUGAAGGUCGACUUGUAUAAUUAUCGAAACUAAUAUUAAUACCAUGCGACAACGUGAAAUUGACAGAAAAAUAACUAACCAGAAAAUACGCAUUUAUUAGGUAUUGGUAGAAGCCAAGUGCAGAUUUUGAUAAUGAUAAUUAAUUAAUACAAAAUAUGAUUUGAAAGUAGCCGUUUAGAUGGUCGUCCGAUGGACUGUUUUAAAAAUGAUUCCAUAGAAUUGAAGUAUGCAAAUAAUGAAAGAAUAUACUUUUAAAAAUAUCACAAACAUAAUAUUAUUCAUCAUCCAGAAACUGACAGUAUGACCAAGGUAUCAGCCGGUAUCUAAUUUCUUUACUAGAAUGAUUAGAAAUAGAAUAAAUAAAUAGACAUUUAACA
Messenger RNA from Leptidea sinapis, 3590 nucleotides. RefSeq names its product SET and MYND domain-containing protein 4 (gene Smyd4-2). The record is from RefSeq and is a predicted model, not a curated record. Gene Ontology annotation, molecular function: protein binding. The transcript has 13 exons. The coding region runs from base 129 to 2345 and encodes 738 amino acids. Lineage: Eukaryota; Metazoa; Arthropoda; Insecta; Lepidoptera; Pieridae.